CACAAGUGAUCAUUACCCACAGUGUUCCCCUACCCUCAGAAACAAAACAAAAAAAACCCUAGAGAGCCGUCGAGGCAGAACCUUGAAGCAAGGGUUUGGGCAGUGAACCAGAGGCUACCGAUCAAGAUGACUUUCAAGCGAAGGAAUGGCGGCCGCAACAAGCACGCCCGUGGCCAUGUCAAGUUCAUCCGUUGCUCCAACUGCGGAAAAUGCUGCCCCAAGGUCUUUAAGCAUUAUUUUGAAGAGUUAGAAGAGGAACCACUUAGACAUAACUUUGUUGUAGUGUACGAACUACUUGAUGAGAUGAUGGACUUUGGCUACCCUCAAUACACUGAAGCAAAGAUUCUAAGUGAAUUUAUUAAGACCGAUGCUUAUAGGAUGGAAGUGACACAGAGGCCACCUAUGGCUGUGACAAAUGCUGUGUCUUGGCGCAGUGACGGCAUAAAUUAUAAAAAGAAUGAAGUACGUGUAUUCUUGUGAGAGAUAUUAACUGAUAUUGAAGCCACUGGAUUAUUUAGAAUGAAGUACGUGUAUUUUUGUGUUUCAUGGAAGAACACGGGUUGAAUCCUUGAGUAAUUAUAGAAUCCAAAAAUUCUUCGCUCUGCUGGAGGGUUUACUGGUUUGAGUUUAUUAUAAUCCUAAAAUUAAGAUAUCAUGCUAGGCUCACUAAUUAUCUAUAUACUAACUAAAGAGUUGGUCACAUUGCCUUAUCUGCUUGUUGCAUCCAGACCCUAAGGUCUGGAGUCUGUCAUAUGGAUGUAUAGAUAUGCAGAUUAAGGUUUGAUUAGAAUACUAGAAGGCAGCUUGGCCAGAUUGGUCCUUGACAAAUAACAUUUUAUGUUGAAUACUAACAUGUCAAUAUUGGGCAAAACUUGAUUUUGUUAAAAUAUGCAAUUAAUAUUAUGUACUUGUGCAGAAGUUAUGAUGCGAUUUGAGCUGUUCUGUAAGGGUGGUGUUUGGCCACAUAGGCCCAUUGAGAUUCAUUUUGGUUCUUCAGUUGCAAUGG
Messenger RNA from Camellia sinensis, 1006 nucleotides. The record is from RefSeq and is a predicted model, not a curated record. NCBI's taxonomy places the organism in Eukaryota, Viridiplantae, Streptophyta, Magnoliopsida, Ericales, Theaceae.